AUGGACCACAUAGGGAUACUGGGCGCGCAUCUGCAGCAGCACACGCACGUGGAGCCCAUCAGCUUUGGCAUCGAUCAGAUCCUGAGUAACGUGGAGCAGAGUUGCAUGCUGGGAGCGAGGAUGCACGAGCCGGACUACGGACACGGGGCCUACAACAGCGGCACGAGCGGCGGCUGCUAUAGCUAUGGUAACAGCGGAUAUAACGGCUCCAGCAGCUCGUGCGGGAUGGCUUCCCUCAGCGGGGCUUAUCACGUCAACACUAACGGGAGCUCUGCGGGGGUCAUACGGGUCCCCGCUCACCGGCCUCUCAGCUGCGCGAGCUCUUCUGUGCCGCAGGUGAGCGGGAACAUCAACAACCUGAGCGCGCUCACCUUUCCCUGGAUGGAGAGCAACCGCCGGUACACGAAAGACCGGUUCACAGUGUCCGUCUCACCCCUCACUGUAACACGUCGUGUAGGUCAUCCGUACCAGAACAGGACGCCUCCUAAGAAGAAGAAGCCUCGGACGUCGUUCACUCGGCUGCAGAUCUGUGAGCUGGAGAAACGUUUCCACCGGCAGAAGUACCUGGCUUCAGCGGAGCGGGCCGCGCUGGCCAAAGCCCUGAAGAUGACUGAUGCUCAGGUCAAAACCUGGUUCCAGAAUAGACGCACCAAAUGGAGGCGGCAGACGGCGGAGGAGCGUGAGGCGGAGCGGCAACAGGCCAACCGGAUCCUCAUGCAGCUGCAGCAAGAGGCCUUCCAGAAGACCAUCAACCAACCGCUGACCCCGGACCCGCUAUGUCUGCAGAACAGCUCUCUGUUCGCCCUGCAGAACCUACAGCCGUGGACCGAGAACACCGCCAAGAUCAGCAACGUGUCGGCCUGCGAGUAG
Messenger RNA from Centropristis striata (black sea bass), 870 nucleotides. RefSeq names its product T cell leukemia homeobox 1 (gene tlx1). NCBI's taxonomy places the organism in Eukaryota, Metazoa, Chordata, Actinopteri, Perciformes, Serranidae. Gene Ontology annotation, cellular component: nucleus. The coding region runs from base 1 to 870 and encodes 289 amino acids. Gene Ontology annotation, molecular function: DNA-binding transcription factor activity, RNA polymerase II-specific; RNA polymerase II cis-regulatory region sequence-specific DNA binding. The transcript has 3 exons. Gene Ontology annotation, biological process: animal organ development; regulation of transcription by RNA polymerase II. The record is from RefSeq and is a predicted model, not a curated record.